This is a messenger RNA of Callorhinus ursinus (northern fur seal), 1600 nucleotides long. Its product is annotated as solute carrier family 2, facilitated glucose transporter member 3. Gene Ontology annotation, biological process: dehydroascorbic acid transport. Gene Ontology annotation, cellular component: plasma membrane. The record is from RefSeq and is a predicted model, not a curated record. NCBI's taxonomy places the organism in Eukaryota, Metazoa, Chordata, Mammalia, Carnivora, Otariidae. Gene Ontology annotation, molecular function: D-glucose transmembrane transporter activity.
UGAAAUGCUGAUCCUGGGCCGCUUGGUUAUUGGCCUCUUCUGCGGCCUCUGCACAGGUUUUGUGCCCAUGUACAUCGGCGAGGUCUCUCCCACUGGCCUCCGGGGGGCCUUUGGCACUCUCAACCAGCUGGGCAUCGUCAUCGGGAUCCUGGUGGCUCAGAUCUUUGGUCUGAAAGUCAUCAUGGGGACUGAAGAGCUUUGGCCCCUGCUUUUGGGCUUCACCAUCGUUCCAGCUGUCCUGCAAAGCGCAGCCCUUCCGUUUUGCCCCGAGAGUCCUAGAUUUUUGCUCAUCAACAGAAAGGAAGAGGAGAGUGCUAGGGACAUCCUCCAGCGAUUGUGGGGCACCCAGGACGUGACUCAGGACAUCCAGGAGAUGAAAGAUGAGAGCACCAGGAUGGCACAAGAGAAGCAAGCCACGGUGCUGGAGCUCUUCAGGUCACGCAGCUACCAGCAGCCCAUUAUGAUUUCCAUCAUGCUCCAGCUGUCCCAGCAGCUGUCUGGAAUCAAUGCUGUGUUCUAUUAUUCAACUGGAAUCUUCAGAGAUGCAGGUAUUGAGGAGCCAAUCUAUGCCACCAUCGGCACGGGUGUAGUUAAUACCAUCUUCACUGUUGUCUCUCUGUUUCUGGUGGAAAGGGCAGGGAGGAGGACUCUCCAUAUGACUGGCCUUGGAGGGAUGGCUGUUUGUUCCAUCUUUAUGACCGUCUCAUUGUUACUAAAGGAUAACUAUAAUUGGAUGAGCUUUUUUUGCAUUGGGGCUACCCUGGUCUUUGUGGCCUUCUUUGAAAUUGGCCCAGGCCCCAUUCCCUGGUUUAUCGUGGCCGAACUCUUCAGCCAAGGACCCCGCCCGGCCGCGAUGGCAGUGGCUGGUUGUUCCAACUGGACCUCCAACUUCCUGGUUGGGCUCCUGUUCCCUUCAGCUGCAUUCUAUUUAGGAGCCUAUGUUUUUAUCAUCUUCACUGGCUUCCUCAUUCUCUUCUUGGUGUUCACCUUCUUCAAAGUCCCUGAGACUCGUGGCAGGACUUUUGAGGAAAUCACACGAGCCUUCGAGGGGCAGGCUCGGGAGGCUAACAGAGCUGAGAAAGGCCCCAUCGUGGAGAUGAACAGCAUCCAGCCCACGAAGGAAACUGCCACCGUCUAAGCCAUGCCUCCUUCCCGCCUCCCUCCCAACAUGGAAAAGCAACCUCUCCCCAGAUGAGGGAGGGACCUCAUCAGCUUGUAACCCAGGACUGUUUCUGAAUGCUGCUACUUGAUUCCUUUCUCAUCCCACAGAGGAACCCAGUGCAGGAGUUAGUUGUAUCUUCAAUGGCUUUCGAAACAUUUCAUUUCUUGGACAUUCUCUUCUGUUUAGGAGAGACCAAGCAAACCUACCUUCAUUUCAGGAGGCAUUGGCCACUUGCCAUCUGACAGCAUUGUCGUCUCUUCCUGCCUUGGGUUCUAAUAGGGCCUCACCAGGGCCAGUAGGGGGGGGAGUAAGAGUGAGGUGCAGUUUCCCCGACCCCCGACUUCCCAGGAAGCAGAUCUAUGAGUGUGGAGGGCAGAGAGGGAUUACGUAAGAGCACCUCCCUCGCUUCCAUACAGCUCUGUAGAGCAAAUUAACUUG